AUGCUACUCCCGUUUACUCGCAAGUGGAUCUUGACCGAGAGGCGUGCGGGAGGCGGUGGCGGCAGCAGCGGCAGCAGCGGCAGUAGCGGUGGGGGCGGUGGUGGGCGAGGGGGUGGUAGCAGUGGUGGGAGCAGCGGUGGUAGCAGCGGUGGGUCAAAGGGCGGAAGUAGCGGGGGCAGCAGCGGAGGCGGUAGCGCUCCGAAAUCCCCUAGCAGCGGGGGUAGCUCCGGUAGUGGCGGUAGCUCGGGUCUUCGUGGUGGCUCCACCCUCCGCGGCGGCGGCGGGUCAAGCACCAACGGUCGACCCCUCACCUCCAGCGGACAGUCGAGCAGGGCUCGCGGCGGCGGUAUCCUUGGUCGUCCCUCCACCACCUACUAUCGCUCGGGCACGAACCGGCCCAUCAUCCCCACCUACUUCCUCCUCUUUGGCUUCUGGCCCAUCAUUUGGAUCUACGACUAUCCAGAUGGCGGUCUCCCCACCAACAACACUCGUCCCGGCGGCGACCUCAUCUCCGCCGCUGUCCAAUCCCCUGAUAAAGCCGCCAACGUCACCUACAUCCUCUACGGGGACACCCAGAGCGUCCAGGAGAUCAUCCCUGCCAUCAUCGAGGGAUGCUCCGCGGCCAACACCACCUCCUCGGCGUACAAUAGCACUGCCAACGACACCAUGCAGUACUACCGCGAGGACUCCUUUGCGCUCCUCGGCGUCGGGCUCAACGCUACCGGACGCAACACUACCUUUGAGUCGUGCCUCAAUGACACCAUCUCCAACUCCCUUCCGGUCCUUGAACCUGCUACUAGCUCGGUGAGGCCAAGCUCUACGCCGUACAUGUACUCGGCGGGCCAGCAGGCGGUGGGUCCUAUCGGCGCAGGAUGGGGUUUGGUGGUACUAUUAAGCAUGCUGAUCAUGGGGAUAUAG
Messenger RNA from Dioszegia hungarica, 918 nucleotides. RefSeq lists its product as uncharacterized. Lineage: Eukaryota; Fungi; Basidiomycota; Tremellomycetes; Tremellales; Bulleribasidiaceae. The record is from RefSeq and is a predicted model, not a curated record. The transcript has 2 exons. The coding region runs from base 1 to 918 and encodes 305 amino acids.